Messenger RNA from Daphnia pulex (common water flea), 5719 nucleotides. RefSeq names its product prolactin-releasing peptide receptor-like. The transcript is spliced from 6 exons. Gene Ontology annotation, molecular function: neuropeptide Y receptor activity; neuropeptide binding. Lineage: Eukaryota; Metazoa; Arthropoda; Branchiopoda; Diplostraca; Daphniidae. The coding region runs from base 3663 to 5324 and encodes 553 amino acids. Gene Ontology annotation, cellular component: plasma membrane; neuron projection. Gene Ontology annotation, biological process: G protein-coupled receptor signaling pathway. The record is from RefSeq and is a predicted model, not a curated record.
GUUUGGUGCACAGACGACGUUACAUCUAUACGAUUACGCGAAAAAAGUUAUCGGAUAUCGUCACACGACUUUCUUUCGUUCGUGUCCUAAUCAAAACACAACGCACUUCGUUAUUUCCAACGUCACUUCCUGAGAUCUCUGCCCAACUUUGUUUUGUAGACACGGGAAAACCCCACUGACGAGAUAUUCGUGCGUAAAUUCGUUAUAGGAUAGGUCGAUAAACAACCCGAGUUACAUCAAACUGGCAGCACAAUUGUUUACCAGUUUGACUGGCAACAAAAACAAACGAACAUGAAAUAAGACUGCAGAUAUUAGUUUCCUUCCAGGUCUAGGCCCCACGUGUGCCGGUAACCAUAUACAUACACGUACACCAAGCAAACGAAGAAAUAAUCUAAAUAGGGUCGAUUCCAAAUGAAAAUGGACACUUACUUUGCUCUCCGUGGAAUUAGCAGCUCGGGCAACACCCAGUUGUUAUUGUGUAGGGGAUUCAAACACUCGGAUGUCCGUGGAUGUGAGAGAUAAAAUCCGCCAUAAUCUUUUGCCUAUCGUUAGGCAAAAGGCAAAGUUCGAAAACGCCACUGUUGGUGAGCAGACAGCACUCAGCAGCGAUGAUGGCGUCGUCUGCUGAAGUUCUCGUAGCAACAAUCAAACUAGACACUUUCAACAGUUGUAAAUGACGUGUUCAAUCAGUUAGACCAUUCAAACGUGAAGAAUAUACGUGGAACUAGUCGAUUUUCUUCUUCUUCAAUUCACCAACCUGCAAAUACAAAGGAGUAUUAGAAGAUAAGUCAAUUUGAACUUUGGCAUUCGUGGUAGUUUUAAUUGAUUAUGAAAGCUUGUAGAGUUGUGGUGUUGCACACAAAUGAUUACUGGGAAUCUAGCCCUGGGACUUUGCCUCAAACUAUAUUACUUUGGUUGUUCAACUUUCUUACUCUAUUGUGAGGUAGAAUAUUUGAGAAAUUCAAACUUGACAUUCAUUUGUGUGAACCAUUUUCGUGUUGUACUUUGGUGUAGUAGUAGUCUGUCUGUCAGAUUAUUAUUCAAACCCAUAGAAAUUGCUGGGGUACAAGGGAUCGAGUAGAAGCUCAGGGUAGAUCUAUUAAAGCCACAGAUCAUUUGGUGGUAGACUAAUAAUACGAAGAAAUCUUGCCAAGAAAACUGGCCCCAAGCCAAAGGAAAGGCAAUUCACCAUCCUAAUUAAAACAUGAUAGAACUAUAUACAUAAUACAUUACUACGUAAUUUGAUGCAACUCCCGACCAAAAAGAAAUUCCGGCUAGUGGCUAUCUGUCACGACAUCUAACUGGGUGGGGCGCUAAUCAGUGUUAAUGUUGAUUAGAGUGACAUUGCGGACGACGGGAGUCGUGGCGUGAGUGAAAGAAAUAGUCCUAAAAAAAUCUUUGGCUGAUGUUUUACAUUAGUAGAAUUUCGUGAAUGGUUAGCGUGACGAAUAAAUCUGCGCUCAGCUGCUCGGUCGAUGGUCGCAAAGUUGUCAGUUGUCUCGACAACUGGGCAACUUUGUUUCGCUUUCGCUGUUGUCCGGUAGCGUCCAGCAGGAAAACGGGAUCAUUUCUCGUGACUUGACAGUUAGACGGGGGCACUCUACGACGUAGGAUAUUACACAUGUUUCGAUUUCCAUUUGACUGAACUAAAAAGGACAGGGGGUGCGAUGUCUAGUCGAGCGAAUGUUGAAAGUCUAAUUUCCCCCCCAAUUACGACAGAGACGAGUUUCGACCUUUUAAUCAUCCGGGCGGAGGAAAUCAUUAUUUUCCCUCCUUUGAUUUCAUAUUCAAAUCGACUAACGAGCAAAGGCGAUAACAACCCGUGUAAUCAACUGUUAUGCAAUACUUGUUCUCGCUUUCCUUGAUUAAAGGCCGUGUUGUGUCUGCACACCUCCGCACCCUGUAGCGUGAUCCACCGCAAGGGAUCCUUUUUUCCCCCCCAUACAUUCGCUAUAAUGGGGUGGGGGGGGGGGCAUUAUUAAAAGAACUAGCGCAUAAACUAACAGCUGUUUUGUUGACUCGCUACUUUACUUGCGUGCCGUCAAUAAGUGACGAGUUGGUAGUUUCGUGUUAUUGAUAAGCGUCGCAUAUAGAAAACACGACCGGAACACGCCAUCACACAAGCCAACGGUCGUGAAUACAACCCGUUACCGUACCAGUUUUUGACGGAACGAACGUCGGGGGGAAAAAGGCCGGAACUGCUGUGCAGAGUCGGACGGAUGAUGGAAGAGGAAAUGGAUUCCAUUUCAGGUCAAAGCUCCUCUCAACUCUAUACAGCAUACAUACACCACACCGUCGCGUAUUGAAUACGUGUCUAAGUUGUUGUUGAGUUGAUAUUAAAAGGGUGGGGGUCCAUUACCCAACAUAAAAUACUUGGGUAGGGUUAUAUUAUUGCCCGUCAACCGUAAAGCUGGAAUCUUUUUCCCUUCUGGAAACCGCAUCUUGGAAUGAUCUGCUAUAGCCGUGUCUAUAAUAAAGUCGGGGCCGGUGUGUUGUACACUGCCAAUAUCCAAAGCAAUAACACGCUCCUCUGGCUUGUUGAUUGAUCUUUCUCCUCGUCCCAUACAAUGGCGAAUCUCGGCGUAAUAAUUACAAAAUAAAAAUAAAAGAUCCCUGGCUGCUGCUGCUGUUGUCUCGUAGGAUAUUGAUUUUUCGCAGUAAAUAUUUUUCUUUUUCCCCGUUAUUAUUUAAAAAAAAAAGAUAUUUAAUCAAUAACAAAACAAAAAAAACUGGCUUUGUUAUUUGUCAUUCCCUUUAAAAAAUUAAAAAUAAAAAGACGCUCAUUUUCCCAGAAUAUUUUUGCCGCUAAAGGCUAAAGCGUGUACGUGCAAGAAUUGCGUAGGGCGUCGUACAGAGUUGAUGCAGUGAUUGCGUUCGACACGUGUGUGGUUCCCAGUCCAUCGCUUUUAUAAUCAGCGCCUCAACGUGAAGAAUAGAAAAGGCAAAAUUCCUCGAAGAAGACGAAUAUAAAAUACAUCUUCGACAUUACAAUUCACAUGUCGCUAUGCGUUCACAUCAAAAGAGACGAGCUGCUCUGUUGGUUUAAUCAAAGAGGAUGAUGAGUUUCCACGUAACCAAACUCAGGAGGGGGGGGGGCGGUUCGUUGGGUGUGAAUGAAGCGGAUGAGAAAAUUCAAAAUCUUUUGGCUUAAAAAUAAUUUAUCCUUCGAUGAAGAAAAUGAAAGAAAAAUCUUGGAAAAUGGCAGAGCAGAAAUCACGUUGAAAUCCACCUUUGAUGUGGGUGUGUGUGUGUUGCUUUUAUUGUGUUGACUCUCCAGAGACUUCCCACCUACCAAUCUCGAGAUGAUUUUAUUCUUCACCACCACCACCACCCACUCAUCACCAUAGGUUUCAACUCAUUAUCUGACGAUACCGAAAAAUCGGAAUCCAACCGUUGCCAUGGUGACGCGAAAUAUUUUGUUUUUUAAAUGAAUAAUGUUUCGUCUAGUUCCGGUGACAUUCGGUUGAUUGCGACAGAACUGCAAAUGACAGAUUUUGAGUUACUCUUUUGGGGGUAACGAACAAUUAUAGAAUAACUGUGACACAACAUUGACAGCAGUUGGACCAAUUUCUUCUUUCCCAGGUUAUUUUUAGGUGCCGCUGAUUGCGGGGCCUGACUUCCGAAUUUCCUACGACAGACAGCUGUAUCAAAAAAUAGUCACGAUGAUGAUGUACGAAGAUGACGGAGCCAACGUGAGCAGCACCAGUUUGCUGUUGACGACCGGUGGUGCUGGUGCCGCUGGCCUGAAUAACAACCCCAACUAUUUGGAGAGCAGCAACGGCAGUAAUUGGACCAAUUGGACUGGCGAGUCGGAGGAUUACUUGAAGAGCAGCCCGGCCGUCCAGGUCCACAUUUACAUUUUGUACGCCGUCAUCUUCACCGUGGGAUUGGUGGGCAACGUCCUAGUAGUCUUCGUCGUGGCCCAAAACAAAGCCAUGCAAACCGUCACCAAUUGUUACAUCGCCAAUUUGGCCCUGUCCGACAUUUUACUCUGCGUCCUGGCCGUCCCCUUCACGCCACUCUACUUUUUCCUCAAAGAGUGGAUUUUCGGCAAAAUCCUGUGCCACUUGGUGGCCUACUCACAGGGGACAUCGGUGUACGUGUCGACGCUGACGUUGACUUCGAUCGCCAUCGACCGUUUCUUCGUCAUCUUGUAUCCGUUCCGCCCGCGGAUGAAAAUGACCACCUGCUGGAUCACCAUCUGCAUCAUCUGGCUGGUGGCACUCUGCGCCACACUGCCCUACGGCAUUUUCGUCGACAUUCGAAUCAUCUCAAACGUCACGUACUGCGAGGAGAGCUGGACGUCGGAUUACGACCGGCAAAUCUACGGAGCCGUCACGUCCGUCAUGCAGUUUGUCGUCCCGUUCGUCAUCAUGGCCUUCGCCUACACCAAGGUGUCGCUCAAAUUGGCCGACCGCAGCCGUGAAAAGGCCAAAAUCCGUCUGAGGAGUUGCCGCGGUGAGGAGCUGGAUCGCGAGCGCAAGCGACGCACUAAUCGCAUGCUGAUUGCCAUGGUGACCAUUUUCGGAGCCUCAUGGAUGCCCCUCAAUCUCAUCAACUUGCUCAACGACCUCUACGCCGAAUACGGAAUGGCCUGGUGGAAAUACUACAACCUUUGCUUCUUCUUGGCUCACACGAUCGCCAUGUCGUCCACCUGCUACAACGUUUUCCUCUACGCCUGGCUCAACGACAACUUCCGCAAGGAGCUCAAACGCAUUCUGCCUUGCUUCCCAGCGCCGGCCGCUUCAUCCAGCACCGGCGGCGUCGUCGGGGCCGCCAGCGUCAUGAAUCCUGUCCCAGGAUCGAUGCCCAUCGACGCUGCAGUCUCGGCCGCUAAUCAGAAACGCUCAGUCAACGGCGACCAGCAACGCGAUGCCACUCGCUCCAAUCCAAUGAAUCAAUCGCCCCAGUCAGAUUCUGAGGGUGAUGCUGAAUGUGCUACAUCAUGUGUGCAGAUCCUGCUUCCGGGCGAGACGGAAGACGGAGAACUGAUGAAUCACGACGACGACGACUAUCAGCCGACGUUUGAAACGGCCGCCAACGCCACAUCGCCCGUUACUUCGGCUGAUGGAAAAGCCACCACCAACAACGUCGAGCGGAAUCAAUGGCAACAGCAGCAGCAACAACCGUCUGUCGUGAUUGAACUGACCCCCAUGACGUAUUCGCCGGUAACAUCCGACACCUGCCCGCAGUGCUCCUCGUCGGCGGCCAAGACGUCGUUCAUGACAUUUGACGAGUUGGCAGACGCCAGCGCCCUCAUUAUCACUAAUAGCCCUGCAGCAGCAGCCAACAACCCAUCCGCCGCAGCCGUCACCAACUGUUAACAGCUGCCAAAAACUUGUACACAACUAGUCCACCAUCACAUCACAAACAGCAGCAGCAACAAAUUGUAAAUGUCAAUCAAUGUUUUUAUUUUUCAUCCAUUUUUCUCCACUUCCGGUUUUUUAAAGGGGCGGCUGCUACUACGCUGUACAUUGGCCAAAUUUUGUUUCUUUUCAUAUCUCAAUGUGUGUACAUAUAAAUAUAGAGCCCUACUAUUAAAUAUAAUUCGUCAAUGAUUUCGUGUUCAAUCACCAUACAAAUUAAGUGUGCUGUUCUCUCGUUCGAUGGAUCCUUCUUCUUUUGAUCGUUAUUAUUUUGGUCGUUUAAAUUGAAAAAAAAAUAAAAAAAUCCUGUGCUUUGAUUGUCACGCCAAGGAAAUACAUAAUCGAUAACGUCA